UUACAUCCUUUGAGAACUCAAAGGAUUGAGAGACAAACAAUGGGAAGAAGUUCAGUAGUUGUUGAUUUUGUUUUUGUCAUUUCAUGUGGGUUAUUGUGUCAUGCUGAACCACUGAAUCAAGGGGAACUAUCUUUAGACCAGGGCUUUAGUCAAAAUUACAUCUUCAGACAUCCAAUGCCAGGGCAAGGGCCUGCACAGACCGAUCAAAAUGUGGUAGCAUCCAACAUUCUUCAAAACCUCCUUGAAUCCAGGAGACCAAUGCAAGUACACUCCCAGAGAACCAACUACGCAUCCGGGCCUCUUCAACCUAGCAGGCCUUUGCAAAGCCAAGGACAUUUUGGACUAACACAACCUGAACAAACACUUGAGACUUUCUCGCAAACCCAACAGGGAUUCCAGAAGCCCAUUCCUGGUCCUGACCUCUAUCCCGACGUGAAGGAUGAGGUGAUUAUCGAGCCAGAUUUUGAACCCAAGGUGCCAGUGCCAGCAAACACUGUGGAGGUUCAAUGUGGAGAGGACUCUAUCAAAGUGCAGGUGAAGCAGGAUUUCUUGGGGAACAAUCAGUUCAUCAACCCGUCUGAUCUGACGCUGGGUGGUUGUCCAUCUGUUGGAGUUGAUGACCAUGCCAGGAUUGUUGCCUUUGAGUCAGCACUACAAGGAUGUGGGAGCACAUUAAUGAUGACUGAAGACACACUUGUUUAUUCCUUUGUUUUGGUAUAUACACCUUCACCUGUUCCUAACACCCCUAUUGUGAAAACUAAUGAAGCUACGGUUGCACUUCAUUGCAUUUACCCAAGGAAACACAAUGUCAGUAGCAACGCAUUGCAUCCCACAUGGAUUCCCUAUGCUGCAGCGAGAUCUGGCGAAGAACAUCUACACUUCUCCCUCAAACUCAUGACUGAUGACUGGAGGUUUGAGCGUCCCUCUAACGCCUACUUUCUGGGAGAUUUCAUAAACCUAGAAGCCUCAGUGGUCCGUGCUAAUCACGUUCCUCUGCGGGUGUUUGUGGAAAGCUGCGCAGCUACUAUGGACCCCAGCCGGGAAGCCGCCAACAUGUACACGUUCAUCGAGAACAGCGGGUGCAUGACGGAUGCCAAGCUGACGAACUCCAGGUCCAGGUUCAUGUCCAGGAUACAGGACGACAAGUUACAAUUUCAGAUCGAGGCGUUCAGGUUUAAACAAGAUUCCCAAGGAAUGAUCUACAUCACUUGUCAUUUGAAGGCUACUACCACAUCCAGUCCCAUUGAUAUGAUGAACAAGGCCUGCUCAUUUGUUCAAGAAACAAACAGCUGGACUGCUGUUAACGGAGACGAUCAGCUGUGUGGAUGUUGUGAGACCAGCUGUGCCAUGAGGAAGGGCAGAAGUCUGGAUACUGAUAAUUCCACAUUGGAAGAUGAGGCCACUAUUGGACCUAUUUUUGUCCAUGAACGGGAAUCAACGGAGGAUGAGCCUUUACUGCAAAUUCAAGAGUCUUCUCAAGUGUCAGCAGAAGACACAGAUCACCAUGUUGACAUCUUUCAGUCAAGUCAGAAGAAUCUUACUGACCACAAACUUUUGAACGAGUUCUCUAUGGAGUUGAUGCUCAUGACCGGUUUGGUGGUUGCAGCAGGACUUUUGUUUGUCAUUAUCUUUGGAACAUUGUUUUACCAAAGGCGGCGGAAACGGCUUGCAUUGACUUGUGAAUGGCAAUAAAAGCUGUUUUAUCUAA
Messenger RNA from Labeo rohita (rohu), 1708 nucleotides. RefSeq names its product zona pellucida sperm-binding protein 3. The transcript is spliced from 9 exons. NCBI's taxonomy places the organism in Eukaryota, Metazoa, Chordata, Actinopteri, Cypriniformes, Cyprinidae. Gene Ontology annotation, molecular function: acrosin binding. Bases 40 to 1692 code for a protein of 550 amino acids. Gene Ontology annotation, cellular component: extracellular matrix. The record is from RefSeq and is a predicted model, not a curated record. Gene Ontology annotation, biological process: positive regulation of acrosome reaction; binding of sperm to zona pellucida; egg coat formation.